This is a messenger RNA of Mycetomoellerius zeteki, 738 nucleotides long. RefSeq names its product putative gustatory receptor 28b. The transcript has 3 exons. Gene Ontology annotation, biological process: male courtship behavior; chemosensory behavior; sensory perception of taste. Bases 1 to 738 code for a protein of 245 amino acids. Lineage: Eukaryota; Metazoa; Arthropoda; Insecta; Hymenoptera; Formicidae. Gene Ontology annotation, cellular component: membrane; axon; neuronal cell body. The record is from RefSeq and is a predicted model, not a curated record.
AUGUCUAUCCUGAUCAUGGUGUUCAUUUUAUAUCAAAUGCUUCUGGAGUUCGAGAUAAAUAUGCUGUAUAUAAAUUGUGUAUGUGUUUUGAAGGCCUGUUUCGAAAAAAUUGACGAGAAUGUGGCACACUUACAAAAAAUCAUAGUUAAGCCAUGUAUAUCCACGUUAACCUGUCAAAGAAUCUGGCAGAGAAAUCAAUUUUUACUGAUAGAACUCAAAAUCUUGAAAAAGCAACAUCUGGUGAUUAGCGAUACAGUGCAAAUGUUGAACGAAAUCUUCAACUUGCAACUUCUUGCUACUAUAGCCAUAACUUUUUUUGUUAUAACUUUUGAAAUUUAUUGUGACGUAGUGCGUUGGCAAGGUGGGAUAUUAAUUAACUUUGAUAUGCAGUUUAUUUUCGCACUUUUUACGACAGUAGGACAUUACACUAUGAAAAUAACGUGGCUUGUAUGGGCUUGCGAGACUGGUAAAAAUCAAGCCCAAGAGAUAAGCACUACAGUUCAUGGUUUACUUAACAGCACCAAUGAUGAGCAGAUAAAAAAUGAGUUGCAGCUGUUUUCUUUACAAAUAUUGCAUCGCAAAAAUAUAUUUUCGACAAAAGGUCUGACUGUGGAUGCUACGCUUCUCGCAAUAAUAGUGGGUAAUAUUACCACGUACCUAAUAAUCUUAAUACAAUUUUUACACAUGUCUCAUUCUUGCGAUGGAAAGACAGCAAUUAAUAUUACGCAAUCUAAUUAA